AUGUUAUUCAACAUUCUUCAAAGAAACAAUUAUUCUUCACGAAAUUUACAAAUUUUAUUAAACCCAAUAUUUAUAACUUUUUUACAUAAAACACCUAAAAGACCUUUUUCAACUAAAUCAAUACAAGGUAUAACAGAGAAAACGAGAAAUUUAUUAUCAAACAUUAGAAACAAUAGAGAAAAACCCAAUAAUGUUAAUAACGCCAAUAUUGAAAAAACUUCGAUAGUCUCUCAACCUCAAGAAGUUGUUAUUCUUCAAAAUAAUAAUAAUAAACCCCAUGAAAUAUUGACAUUUUCAGAUUCCGCUUCACAAAUUUUACGAAAUUCUGCAUUAAUUGUGGCCAGACAAGUAGAAUUAUUAAACGUUUUCUUGAAUCAAAUUUGUGUAGGUUACAUUGCCGAAGAACAAACCUUUACCUCAACUUUAUUAAGACAAUUAUUUCGAACUCAUCGAAAUUUUCGAGCGACAAUAUUAAAUCCGAAUGGUGAAAUCAUUUUAAAAAUUCAUCGACCUUUCGCUUUUAUAAAUUCAAGAAUUUUCGUUAGUACCAAUGAUAAUCAAUUGAUUGGUGAGGUUCAACAACAAUGGCAUCUUUGGCACAAAAGAGGAGUUGAUUUCGGAAGUGUGAAUCGAAAUUUUGGAGGGUUUGCCAAAGAGAUUUUUACGGAUAUGGGACAAUAUGUAAUUAGAAUGGAUCCGGAAACGAGACUUAUGUCAUUAGAUGAACGAGCGGUUAUUUUGGCAGCCGCUAUAUCAGUUGAUUUUGAUUAUUUUUCAAGACAUUCUAGACAUGGUGGUGGAGGGCUUUUCCAUCUUCCAAUUUUAGAUGAUCUACAAGGAAGAAAUAGUAAUGUUGAUGAUGAUAAAGAAUUGGCUAUGUGA
Diversispora eburnea is the source of this 882-nucleotide messenger RNA. The record is from the annotation of a GenBank genome assembly. NCBI's taxonomy places the organism in Eukaryota, Fungi, Glomeromycota, Glomeromycetes, Diversisporales, Diversisporaceae.